Molecule: messenger RNA, 2611 nt
Organism: Anoplopoma fimbria (sablefish)
Lineage: Eukaryota; Metazoa; Chordata; Actinopteri; Perciformes; Anoplopomatidae
Product: zinc finger protein 287-like
Exons: 4
Coding region: 125-1525 (466 amino acids)
Biological process (GO): regulation of transcription by RNA polymerase II
Molecular function (GO): DNA-binding transcription factor activity; RNA polymerase II cis-regulatory region sequence-specific DNA binding
Source: RefSeq, a predicted model, not a curated record
UGAAACACAGGGAUGUAACAUGUUUUAGUGCGUCGGUUGUUUUUGCAAUUUUGUAUAAGAACCAUUGCUUGGAGGGACUUCUUUUUUCCACUCUCACCUCACACAUCACUUUGCAUGAGUCAACAUGGCGACGUGCAUCCCCUUCCAAACCCAGUUAUCCUCAAUAAUGGAGGUUUUGGUUAAAGCAGCAGUGGCAGAGAUCUCCAAACUAGUCGAUGACAAAUGUGCAUUUUUGCAUCUGGAAAUCUCUCGAAAGCAAGGAGAAAAUGAUAUGCUGCAGAGGAAAUUACUCAUGAUGGAGAACAAAAACGCACAGCUGCAGCGAGGCUUUGAAAACUAUAUGGACCGAGGGACUGAUGUGGGGAACUGUCCGCAUCCUACUGGAGAUAUUAAGUUCCCCGAUAUUGACGACGCCACUGUUUCGUUCACAAUUAAAGAGGAAAGUCCAGAUGAGAUGCUGUGGAUCAGCGAUUCUGCUGGAACGAUCCGUUCUGCUUUACAAUACCGCCAUCCAGCUAAUCCAGCUAAUGCUCCGGAGAGCCAGCGGGUUGAGGAGGGCCGUCAGUUAAACCACUCAGAGGUCGCCGCGAGAAAAGCGUCAGAGUUCGGAGACCUGUACGACUCUGGUCAGCAUGCAGGAGACAUCGGUGGCCCCCAGUUCACCGUCAAGACGGAGAAGGAGGAGGACCGAUCUGGAUUCAGUCAGGACGGAUGCCAGCACGUCCCGGGGAAGCAGACUCAACUUGCUGCUGACUUUUCCAUGGAUGAAAGAGAGAAUCAGCUCUGGUCGUCCAUAAUUGAAGGUGACGACAUUGAUGCCGGUUUCCCUGACUUUUCUAGCGUGGUGGAGGAGUACGACAACACGUUUCCGGACCAUUCUGAUCCUCACGUGGCGUCUAAGUCUGCCGGCGUCCAGCAGCUGUCCUCUCAGAGGUCGUGUAACGGGAUCUACAGCAGCGACGCUCCACAGUCGUCCGGUUUUCAACCCAGACCUCAGGGAGGCCUGUCGCAGCAAGACCGGCCGAAGGAGCAGGUUUACUCUCAGAGAAACGCCUCACAUGCUGCACAUCCAGAUGAAAACUCUGAGAGUGAGACAGGAGCCGCAGACAGACCGGUCGUGAGUCACUCGCACAACACUUUCACAUCAGGAAGCUUCCAUCCACACAAAGCGCUCUCCGGCACGUCACGGGGCUACGCCUGCUCGCACUGCGGGAAGACCUUUAGUCGUCUCCACCAGUUCAAGCUGCACCAGCAGAGCCACAAGAGGAAGCGGGCGUUCUGGUGCUCGGUGUGCGGGAAGAGCUUCCAGUGCUCGUCCCACCUCAGCAUACACCACCGGACGCACACGGGCGAGAAGCCGUACGGAUGCGGACAGUGCGGCAAGAGGUUCACGCAGCAGAGCAGCCUGAGGGUCCACCAGCGGACACACAGCGGGGAGCGGCCCUACAGCUGCUCGCUGUGCGGGAAAACCUUCAUCCUGAUGCACCACUUGAAGCGGCACAGAAUCAUUCACACAUACAGCUGAAGGCGGAGACGUUCGCGGUGAUGAUGCUCAGGUGAAAAGACACAAAUGACCCUCAAAACCAAACCUUAAAAGCCAGUGAGCCUGCUUUUUUUUGGGUUUGGAUUGCUCACAGACUUUGUAUAUUAACGCAUAUCCUGCUAUGCAAAAUCCAUCUGGAUGGAUUUUAAGAUGCUUGCUCCAUUUUUUUUUUUUUUUUUUAAAUAUACUUAUGAUUAUUAAAACGUCAAACUGAAUUGCAUCCUCAAACAGAAUUCACACAGUAUUUUUUCAGACACCGUCACAGCUAGAAAUCCAAAAGAACAAUGUCCAAAAUAUCUUUUAAAGAAAAAUCCUGCAUAUUUCCUCGAACAGUUUCCUGCAUACUGAUCUUCGUUAGUUCUGGCUCCUCGUGUAGGAAAUAUGCCUUACUUCAUCCCAGCCCUGUAGAAGCACAACAUGCUCAUUAAGCCCAUUAACGCCCCCCUUUAGCAGUCACAAGAGGGCUUUCCAUUCAGAGCCAGUGGGGUACCUCUCAUGGUUCAUGUUUUGAUGUCAACAUUGGUUAAAAACCUGCGUGACUAUUGGUCCAAGUUGAUUUUUUUUCCAUAAAACGUAUCCCCCAAAAUCCUUUUGCCAUUUUGUUAUGAUUUAUAUUAAAGGAUCAUCUAAGUGAGCAGCUGGAUUUUUUUGUUAUUCUUGCGUUGAUGAGGUUAUCACUCACUGUACUCAUUUCAAAAAAUUAGACCUAGAAAACUUGAAUACUUCAAUGUCCCCUGAUUGGGCAGUUUGUGGUACAGCACAGUCAACAAAAACACAACAUAGACACCAAUUAAAACACAGAACAACAGAGACAACAACAAUAGUUCAUCAAGAUGCACAUACAUCAACGUACAUCCUCCGGACCCUGUGUACUGUACCCCAGCCGGUAAGGUCGGGUUAUUCUAUUGACCCGGUUGGCUCUGAUCUUAGGAUAUCUGUAUCAACGACCAGAGCGAAGUGUCUGGAUUUCCACUGAAAGCGGAUGAGAUGUUUCCAGGCAGAUCUUCCCACAGGUCUUAACAUUUUUCAUUUUUUUUAAGUCUUUAAAGUCAAAUGGCUGAUUUGUAA